Messenger RNA from Caenorhabditis briggsae, 1047 nucleotides. It is a transcript of the gene Cbr-srh-10, whose product is annotated as Protein CBR-SRH-10. NCBI's taxonomy places the organism in Eukaryota, Metazoa, Nematoda, Chromadorea, Rhabditida, Rhabditidae. The record is from RefSeq and is a predicted model, not a curated record. Bases 1 to 1047 code for a protein of 348 amino acids. The transcript has 4 exons.
AUGUGUAAGAAACCAGCUCCUAUUGGAUAUAAUAUGAGUUUGACCGGUGCUCAUUUGGUAGCAUUUCCUAUUUAUGUCAUGGCCUUUUAUACUUUGUAUGCGGAAAAAUCUCCGAAUUUUAAAGUUUAUAAAAAAUAUCUUGCUACUCAUGUUGUGAGCAACUUCCUAUUUGAACUUCAUUUGUCUGUUGUAAUGAAACCUAUUCUCUAUCUACCGUAUCCCACUAUUCGAAUGUCUGGAGCCUUCUUCCUGUCAUACAUUAAUGGUUUCAUAUCAUUCAUUAUCUUUUAUUUCUUCAUUGCUUCUACUGGUUGGUCAAUUCUAGAACUUCUAUAUUUUCGAUUCAAACUGAUAUACCAAAGCAAUGUCUGUUCCCGUUGGGUCAAACAGUCAACGGCUAUUGUUAAAGGGAGUCGUCGGACUCUUGUCGUUUUUUCAGGAUGCACAUUUUGUUUUUUGGGUCUUUGCAUAACAGGAAUUUUCGAACAAACCAAGUACAAAUUGAAACUGGAGAUCAUAAAUGAGUUUCCUGAACUUCUCUGCACCUCGGCUAUAACACUUCCAAAAACAUCAAAUGCCGGAAUAAAACCUAUCCAUCUUUUCAAUGUUUUCGUUCUUAUUUCCACGAUUGUCGGGACCUUUUUAUGUGCCACCAUGGGUAUCGUUUCGUUUUUAGCCCUUGAUGAAAUGGUACGAGAGUCUCGAUCUUCAUUGAGAACAAUAUCAAUGCAUCGAGCAUUUCUAGUCAGUCUUUUCUGUCAAAUCGGUGUUCAUGGAAUAAUGAUGGGGUUCCCUUUAUUCAUCUAUAUUGUUUCCAUUUUAUUUCACUUCGAUGGUAAUGAAGUUGGAUACGUAGCAAUCGUGUUGGCAUCUCUCCAUGGAGCCAUGAGUACACUCGCUAUGAUUCUGUUCAAUCGACCACUGUUUCAAAUCGCCAAAUCGAAAGCCCAAUCUCUUUUUUUCCCAAGAACCAUAUCUGUUGGUGAUGUGUCUUUGGUGUCGAGUAGUUUGACAAGACCUAAUGAUAGCGUUCAAAACAGGAAUUGA